AUGAUCACCAAUGGCAUCUCCCUCCGGCCAUCCAAGCAAGAAGUCACCAUUCAAGGAUGCGAGAACGUGUAUUAUGGCUCCAGACAAGCAGGUGGGACCAUAGGCUCGGUCCGACGAACACAAACUACAGUCCUUCGUGCCCCAUCAUACUCCACCGUAAUUUGGCCAGGCCAGUACCUUGAAUUAGACCUUCCCGAUCACGUAGACCCAAAUUCUAUCCUUGCCCUAGUACCUCGUAAGGAUUGUUCCAGAUCAGACUGUGAGUGGCCAAGCCCCCAUAUUGUACAGGCAGUCGCAAGAAAGAUCCGUAUACCCAAUCAGACCCGGCGUAAACGUAUCCCUCGUCAUGACCAUCUGUUUCAGGUUUUUAAAACAGGAAUUCGAUUCCUUUCUGUUGUCGUUAAUUGCCAGGAAAAAAGACACUCUUUGACGCUCUCCCAUUUGAUGUAUGUCGUUUCUUGGUAUAUAAAGAUUCUGGUGGCAAUACCCUGCAACCCCACAAAUAUGGUUGUCAAUACCUGGGUAAACGGGGUCUCCAAUCAUGUGGUUGUCUGCGUCGUCUCACAUACAGUACGGCAGAUUCGCGGUACAUCGGAGAACUACGUUCCAUCUUUUCGGAAGUCGGACGCCAAGGAGAAUGGAACAGGUGGCUGUUACUAG
Paramuricea clavata is the source of this 660-nucleotide messenger RNA. Lineage: Eukaryota; Metazoa; Cnidaria; Anthozoa; Malacalcyonacea; Plexauridae. The record is from the annotation of a GenBank genome assembly.